This is a messenger RNA of Epinephelus moara (kelp grouper), 3807 nucleotides long. RefSeq names its product olfactomedin 2a (gene olfm2a). The record is from RefSeq and is a predicted model, not a curated record. Gene Ontology annotation, biological process: signal transduction. Lineage: Eukaryota; Metazoa; Chordata; Actinopteri; Perciformes; Serranidae. The coding region runs from base 432 to 1796 and encodes 454 amino acids. The transcript has 6 exons.
CGUGCUGCUCCUAGCGUCGGCACCUUGCAAGCACAGCAGUCACCUUCCAACCUCUGCGACUCUCCUCCGCUCUUUCUCGCUCAGUCGCAGUUAUUUCGCAGGACGGAGGGGACUGUCCGCCGACUGUCCGCUUCGCCCGGUUACACCAUCUGGGGGGAGUUUUCCAACGCUGGGGGAUUGAGAGGUGUUGCUUUUUUACCCUACCCGCAAAAAAAAGAGUCUAUGCUCCACGGAAGACACGCGGCUGGUCGCUUUACCGAGCCAGAGAGGGCUGCCGUGCGUGCGCCCUGGUGAUGAGGUUGGUGGCGCACAGCCGACACAGCAUUAAAGGAAUCCCUCUGUGUCUGAAGAAACCGCCCCAGUAAAGGGACAAGAACGGGGGGAGAGCUGCGGGAACUGGUGUCGGCUGGGACGCUAUCAUUCCGACUAGGAUGCAUCUCUUCAGUGCCAUGUUCCUGCUUGUGAUGUUAGCUGUCAUGCCCUGUGAGGCUCUGUACCCAAGCCCAGAGGAGGGCUGGCAGAUCUACAGCUCAGCACAGGACGCAGAUGGGAAGUGUAUCUGUACUGUGGUCGCACCAGCCCAGAACAUGUGUAACCGCGACCCACGCAGCAGGCAACUUCGCCAGCUCAUGGAGAAGGUUCAGAACAUUAGCCAGUCAAUGGAGGUGCUGGACCUGCGAACAUACAGAGAUCUACAGUAUGUAAGGAACACCGAGAGCCUAAUGAAAGUGGUGGAUGGAAAGCUGAAGGUGGCCUCUGAAAAUCCCCGCAGUCUCAAUCCAAAGGGCUUUCAGGACUUGAAAGACAAGGUGACCCAGCUGCUCCCCCUGCUGCCAGUGCUAGAACAGUACAAGACGGAUGCCAAGAUGAUCCUGCGACUUCGGGAGGAGGUGAGGAAUCUGUCCUUGGUGCUGAUGGCCAUCCAAGAAGAGAUGGGUGCCUACGAUUAUGAGGAGCUGCGCCAGAGAGUCUUGCUGCUGGAGACCAGGCUCCACUCCUGCAUGCAGAAAUUAGGCUGUGGAAAGCUGACGGGCGUCAGUAAUCCCAUCACAGUACGCGCAUCGGGGUCAAGGUUUGGCUCCUGGAUGACAGAUACCAUGAUCCCCAGCUCAGACAACAGAGUGUGGUCCAUGGAUGGUUACUUCAAGGGACGUCGUGUCCUGGAAUACCGCACAAUGAAUGAUUUCAUGAAGGGCCAGAACUUUGUGCAACACUUGCUGCCUCACCCCUGGGCAGGCACUGGUCAUGUGGUCUACAAUGGCUCGCUGUACUACAACAAGUACCAGAGCAACAUCAUCAUCAAGUACCACUUCCGUUCACGGAGUGUGCUGGUGCAGCGCAGCCUGAGUGGGGCCGGCUAUAACAACACCUUUCCCUAUUCCUGGGGUGGCUCCUCUGACAUCGACCUGAUGGCGGAUGAGAAUGGCCUGUGGGCAGUAUACACGACCAUCCCUAAUGCUGGGAACAUUGUGAUCAGCCGCCUGGAGCCCCAGAGUCUGGAAGUGCUGCAGACUUGGGACACAGGCUUCCCCAAGCGCAGUGCAGGAGAGUCUUUCAUGAUCUGCGGUACACUUUAUGUCACCAACUCCCACCUGGCUGGUGCCAAGAUCUACUUUGCCUACUACACCAACACAUCGAGCUAUGAGUACACAGACAUCCCCUUCCACAAUCAAUAUUCCCACAUCUCCAUGAUGGACUACAAUCCCAGGGAGAGGGUCCUGUACACCUGGAACAACGGACACCAGGUGCUCUACAAUGUCACACUGUUCCAGGUUAUUAAGACUUCUGGGGACUGAGAGCCCUCAGACUGACCCACUCAAAUAAUGCUGUGAUCAUUGUUCGGGGAGGGGCAAAUGAGCUGGGUGGAGGUGGGUGCAGCUUGUGGGUGGUGUGGGUUGGGGGGGCUUCAGUGUAUGGGCAUAGGCUUGGAUUUUUUUUAAAGAAUUUCAAUCUUCAUAGAGUGCUAUUAUUCACAUUCUCAAAAAACACUCCGGCAGCAAGGUCGGUAAAGAUACAAAGACUGAGCGCUUCUGUUAUUUUUCUUCCUGUGAUGAGUAAGCAUGGUUCUUUUUAUUUGUGAUGAGAAAUAAAUAUCAGUCUUUACCAUUUAUGACUUUGUAUUUCAUUGUCACUUUCGUUUCGAGAAGACCUUCGCUGUAUCUUGGAGAGGUGAGCAACAAAAGAUAGACUUUCUGUGUUGUUGUAAAAACAUGGCUUCAAACUCGGCUGUGUGUUCUCCUGAGGUGGGUGCUUCUUAAAAGGUAUAAAUAGGUGUAUCGCUUCUUUUUUAGUUUUGACUAAUGUUUCUUUUAUUUGUUUUUGAAUGAAGGGGACUUGAAAGUAUUUAUUCUUUGUUGUUCACUGAAACCUUGCUAAGAAACUCAAAACAUAGACAAUGUGUUUAGAAUAAUUGAAGCUGUUUUUCAGCAUGAAAUCUAAAACACUUAAAGUCCCCUUCCACUCACAAAUGUGUUAUAUGGUUAUGUCCCCUAAAAUGUCUGACCUACACUGACUUGUAUCUGUGUCAUGAGAGAGGUGUUUUCACGUUCCUCUACUGAAUGGGGUGAUGUCUGUUCGGGCUGGGAAUCGCGAGAGGACGAUACGAUAUGAUAUUAUCACGAUACUUAGGUCACGAUACAAUGUUAUUGCGAUUUUGCGAUGUGCUGAGUAUUGCAAUACAAUAUACUGUAUUACCUUUUUCCCCCAACUGCAAAUUAUUUCCCCAAAGGCAAACUUUAUCAACAUGAAUUUUUCUUCAUAAGAUGAAGUUUUCAGUCUGUUCAUUUGACUUUAGUCAUUUUUAUUGCAGCAAAAUGUGAUGCAAAGUAGACAGACUGACCAACACUGUCAUAAAACCUGUCAUAAAUGCUGCAAACACCUGACGAACUUAACUGUUGGCAGAUUUAACACCUGCUGCAAGGCCAGAUAAAGCAUGAGAGUGACUUAUGUGUUCCGGUGUGACUUAUGUGUACUGCUUCAGUUUAGAAAACGUGAGACCGAAGUCGCCAGUUCUGUGUGGGAUAAUGUGCCGUUAUAGUCACAUACGAAUCCACUGACCUUGAAGUCCAGACAUCACAAGUUACUGCCACCCUUCCUACUGUACUCAAAGUUCCUUGACUUUAUGCUUCGCGUCUCUGUAGAGCGUGGGUGCGGCUGUGUUGGUAAAAAAAAAACCCCGUCUGGACAGAGUCACAUACUGAAGGAGUGAUUUUAGCAUGUAACAAAAGCCUUCGUUUUCAACAAUGCUGUAUGGACGCAGAUCUUCGCACAUGAAGUAGGUGAUGGACUGUGUUAUUUUCUUAGCUCUCUCAUAGUUGGAUGGUAGUUUUAUCAAGCUAUGUGUGUCCAGUGUUGGUUGAUUUUUGGGCGGAGCAGGUUUAGCGCUAGCUUAGCCUUCAGCGGUAAAUGCUAUCUCUGGAUGGUAGAGUGUGAGGUGAGCCCUCAUGUUCGUAGCAUUCCCGGAGAUUCUCAUGUGACACUGCUUGCCAAUCGCAUGUGUCAUAUCCAAAUCCUUCUUUCUUUCUAUGUUAAAAAAUUCAAAAUAAGUCCAGACGUUUGAUUGAAAUGCCGAUUUGUUUUCACUUUGUUUCUCUGGUGCCUCAGUCUUUGUUUUGAUGAACUUCCUGCCAAAUGCUGCUGACUGAGACUGCUGACCUCACCAGGAAAAAAAAAUAAACAUCAGCACCAUCUAGUGGACCGAGGAAGCGAAUGAUUUUAUUAUUCUAGUACGAAAAGUUGUAUUAAAAUGUGUAUUUGCAAAAAUCAAUGAUGUGUAUAAUAAAAGAUCGAUAUUUGGCAUCUGUGUAU